AGUUACAAUUCAGAGAUCACGCAGAAUCGGGUGGAGACCAACAGCCGACACAGGAACAGCACGAGCGAUCAAUAGCGUUUCUAAAUUGUUUAGGGAAGAUUUCGUUGUUUUGCCUCUCUGGUUUCUUUCCAGAAGCAGCGCGCAAAAGCUGAAAGGGCUAUAGCAUAGCCAACCGGUCAACCCGAUCACAUUUUCAGUUUUGUUUUGGCUGCCAACAGCUGCCAAUAUGUCUUUUUAAUGCGUGAUGGGGCACCUGUAAUCGCCGGCAUGCACAGUACAAGGCAAGAAGUACCCAAUUCCAUCUUCACAACUGCUAAGCAGUUGGGCUCCGUCCGCGGUAUCGCGGUGAGCCAGCCUAUACCUCUUCUUCUUGAUCGAAGGAAAAAAACAUAGGGGGAUAUUUCCUCGACCUACGAUACCCUUUUGUCAACCUUUUUUGAACCAGCCAAACGCAAAUCCACGAUGAAACCUCAAGAUAUCUUAUCGGGAAAGAUGACCAGCCUAUGGAUCUUCGGCUAUGGUUCAUUGGUAUGGAAGCCAGACUUCAAGUACAAGAGAAGCAAGGUUGGUUACAUCUCUGGCUACAAAAGACGUUUCUGGCACGGAGACAACUUCCAUCGCGGUGACGAUGAAAUGCUCGGAAGAGUGGUGACGCUCAUCGAAGAUGAUGACGUGUGCACAUGGGGCGCGGCCUUUGAGGUGGUUGGCGCCCAGAUGGAGGAGUGCCUGAAGUACCUGAACGUGAGGGAGGCAGUGUGCGGGGGCUACGUCACCAAGGUGGUGGACUUCUUCCCCCGUGGUCAAGAGGAGGCGCCCGUUCCCGCCCUGGUUUACAUUGCCACCACUGACAACCCCAUCUACCUGGGGCCAGCCACUCCUGAAGAGAUCGCCGCUCAGAUCAUUGUGUGCAAAGGCAAAUCGGGCCACAACAUCGAGUACCUGCUUCGUCUGGCGGAGUUCAUGAGGACCUCCUGCCCAGAUGUGGAGGACACCCACCUGUUCUCCAUCGAAGCUGCUGCCCUGGCCCUUUUGCCAAUGCUAUUGCAAUGACUGUUCUGCAUCUGCAUGUUGUGUAGGCUACAGGUAGAUCUUGUAACGGUUUGCUGUAGUGCGAUGCUUGCAUACUCUGCACUUUUCAUCCAAGAUAUGAUUUGAAAGCCAUGUUUUUCUUUUUAACAUGUGUAAUCUUGAUGUGUACACUACAGAUGGAUAUUGUAACGGUUUGGUGUGUGUUGCUUGUUUGUACUCUGCACUUCCGUCCAAGAUGUGGGUUUUAAUGUCAGUGCAUUGGCACUUUCAGAUUUGUUAAGCCAUGUUGGAACUUGAUGUUUCUUUUUCAUUCGGUGCAUUAAAAUCUGUUUUGCCAAAAUAAAAGCAAAAUGAUGAAUCA
Engraulis encrasicolus (European anchovy) is the source of this 1390-nucleotide messenger RNA. It is a transcript of the gene chac1, whose product is annotated as ChaC, cation transport regulator homolog 1 (E. coli). The transcript has 3 exons. Bases 463 to 1050 code for a protein of 195 amino acids. NCBI's taxonomy places the organism in Eukaryota, Metazoa, Chordata, Actinopteri, Clupeiformes, Engraulidae. Gene Ontology annotation, cellular component: cytoplasm. Gene Ontology annotation, molecular function: gamma-glutamylcyclotransferase activity; glutathione specific gamma-glutamylcyclotransferase activity. Gene Ontology annotation, biological process: glutathione catabolic process. The record is from RefSeq and is a predicted model, not a curated record.